AUGAGUAUGAAUCUAAGAAAGAAAAAGGAAAUCUGUUACAGGGGUAAAAUUGUGAAAGAUCUCCUCACCCACCUCACCUGCGACUGCGAGCGACGACUGCCACGGCGCAGAAGCGUCGGAUCCGGCGUUAACACCCCAUCACCAAUGCGGCCGGCACGCGCGCUUCCGCUGCCGCACUUCACUCUCCCGCCGCUUGCCGGCGAGGACCUCGCCUUCGUUACCGUCCUCCGUGCCCACCUCUCCUCGCCGGAGAUCGCGCCCUCCUCCCUCUCCGGCUUCCUACCCCAACUCAACCCCCUCCGCCUCUCACACCUCCUCCUCUCCCCGCCUCGGGUGGCCCACGACCUCCUCGGCUCCAUCCUCCCCUCGCCGCCGCCCCCGCUCCCCUUCGCCCUCCUCCUCCACGCCCUCACCCCGCGCCGCUCCUCCGAGCUCCUCGCCUCCCUGCUCCCCUCCGUCUCGCACCACGCCUUCCCGGAGCUCCUCCACCACCUCAUCUUGACCGCUCGCCUCGCCGCCGGCAGCCGCGGCACCGGCGCCGCAGUGCCGGCCGUCGACGUCCUCUUCUCUGCUUGCGCGCGCCGAAACAAGCUCUCUCAGGCCACGCUCACCUUCCGCGCCAUGCGUGCGCAUGGCCUGCUCCCGCGGGUCGAGUCCUGCAACGUCUUCAUCUCCGCGGCGCUCCGCCUGAAGCGCCCCGAGAUCGCCGUGUCCUUCUUCCGGGAGAUGCGCCGGUGCUGUAUAUCGCCCAACAUGUACACGGUCAACAUGGUGUUGCGGGCGUUCUGUGCCCUGGGGCGGGUCGCCGACGCGGCCAUGGUGCUCGAUGAAAUGCCGGAUUGGGGGGUUGAUAAGACGGUGGUCAGCUUCAACACGCUGAUCGCUGCUUAUUGUAAGGAGCAUGGUGGUCUGGAACAUGCGCUGGAGCUGAAGAAGAGGAUGGAGCUGGAGGGGCUAGCGCCCAGCGAGGCAACCUAUAACACGAUCCUCCAUGUGCUGUGCAAGGAGGGGAGGAUGCACCAGGCGAAUCGUUUCUUGAGCGAAAUGAAGGCGAAGAGGGUUGUGCCGAACACAGUGACAUACAAUACUCUGAUUUAUGGGUAUGUCAUGCAUGGUGAUAAUGGCACAGCGUGGAGGGUUCAUGAAGGGAUGGUUAAGAAUGGAGUCGAGCUUGAUAUCAUAACUUACAAUGCGCUCAUUCUUGGUCUUUGCCGGGAUGGGAAGAUAAAAAAAGCUGUGCAUUUGUUUCAGCAGCUUGACAGGUCCAAGCUUGAACCGAAUGCUUCAACUUUCUCAGCGUUGAUUCUUGGAUACUGUAUGGCGCAGAAUUCAGAGCGAGCACUGCAACUGUUGAAUGUGAUGAAAAAAUCUGGCUUCCAUCCAAAUUACGACACAUAUAAGAUUGUUAUAUCUACUUUCUGCAAGAAUAAGGAUUUUGAAGGAGCAGUGGAUGUGAUGAAGGAGCUUCUCGAGAUGUGCAUGGCUCCUGACAAGGCCUUAUUGCAUGAAUUCUUUGAAGCCCUCUCAAAGGCUAAAAAACUCCACCUAGCAGAAGGUCUGCAGUCAGCUGAUAAAGGCGGAAAGUUUAUUCUAUCUAUCUACUAUACUGGUGAUUACAGGAACAACGGCGAAGAGAAAACUGCAUGUUAA
Messenger RNA from Triticum turgidum subsp. durum (durum wheat), 1650 nucleotides. Lineage: Eukaryota; Viridiplantae; Streptophyta; Magnoliopsida; Poales; Poaceae. The record is from the annotation of a GenBank genome assembly.